ACAGUGAAGAGACAGUUCUGAACAUGUUACCACCUCCAGUUUUUGCUCUUUUGCUGGCCUGCUUUUUGCCUCUAAUGUCAGCAACAGUUGUUCAAGAUUUCAAUCACAUAGAGCGAUGCAAGGACUCUCUGUACAUGGGGACACCACCGCGCGGGUUCACCGACAUCAGACUUAAGAAGAUCUGCCAGCGAUACGCGGACAGACCUCGCUAUGUGACGCUGUACGACCCCCAGAAGCGGAUUCCAGUUUAUUCAGCUUAUACCUUCAAGAAAACAGAAGGAGACAGACGUGUGGACUACCCUUGGAUGUAUGAGCCACAGCUGGCAGAAAUCGAUGGGAACGGAAACAUGCAGCCCUUCCCAACUGGCUACCUCCACAUGAAGUUUGAGGACAGCCAGGCGGUCCUGGAUGACUACUCUGAUGUGGUCCUGUACGAGAGAGGUCACCUGAACCCGGACCAACACCAGUCUACGCCACACGACCGGGCUGCAACCUACACCCUAACCAACGUGGUCCCAGAGAUACGCGAGUUCAAUAUUGGGCCUUGGCGUGAGUAUGAGGAGCGAAUCAGGGUCCGUCUCAACAAUUUCUGCCGUGGCACAGCCUACAUCGUGACUGGAGUGACAACCAGAGGUAACAUGAUCCGCCGGAACAACCAGGACCGUGUGGCCAUCCCCGAAGAUGUGUGGUCCGCUUACUGCUGCACCGACUAUGACCGCAACGCACCACACGAUGUUCGCAUCCGCUUCCCGUCCUACGGAGUCUUGGCCAAAAAUGCCAGAGAGGGCAACAGCGUGCAUGAGAUGCCGGUUCAGGAGCUUGAAAUCUUUUUGAAAAAUAAUCUGGAUGUUGACCAGAACCUUCAGAUCUUCUAUGACAACUGCAUCUCUCCCUCACCCCUCCCUCUGUACCUCCAACAUACCAUCUGAUAGCUUCUACCUACUCAAAGUGGUAGAUGGUAAUGGUAGAAACACAUUUGUGCUUUUUUUGUGCUAAAGAGUAAUGCAAAUACCCAAUUGCCAGGAUAAAUGUUGGUAUUGUACAUAUCUGCAAACCAUAUAAAACUUGUACAUUAUUAUGUAGCGGAUUUGGUAAAACUUGACCUAAAAUACCCACUCUUGGUGGCACAAUCAUGGCUGGACAUGCUUCCAGUGUCUCGCCUAGGUGCUGUGACCACGCACUGAGGACAAAUUUUUGUUGGAAGGAAAAUCGGGUUGAUGGCGAUUUAAAUGUCUGACAAUGUAAGAAGUUCGCAUAGUGCAGACUUUAACAUGAUGUUAAAUGACGUUUUGCAGAUGUUUGUUUUAGUUCUCCAUACCUUAUCAUUAAAUGUCAUUAUUUUACAUCAAAAUGACAUUGACAUGAGUGAGGAUGUAUGAUUUUGGUUAGCCUACUUAACAGCACAACUUAAAACCAACAAAAUAUCAGCAUCAUCUGUGGUGGAUUUUCUAUGUGAAACUAACAUUGGCAUUAGGCGUUGUCUUGACAUUGAAAGCCAAAACGUAUAUUCAACAUAAUGACUUCGGUGGCCAGCUGGGCUAGGUAUGAAACAUAAAAAUGUAAGGUUUCUGUGGUUUUCAAGAACAUACGAUGCCAACACUUUCUUCUGCUGCCCGAGCUGAAUAAUCUGAUAAUAAUUUUCUCUAAUGUUUAUUUAACA
Plectropomus leopardus (leopard coralgrouper) is the source of this 1660-nucleotide messenger RNA. Its product is annotated as endonuclease domain-containing 1 protein. The record is from RefSeq and is a predicted model, not a curated record. Lineage: Eukaryota; Metazoa; Chordata; Actinopteri; Perciformes; Serranidae. Gene Ontology annotation, molecular function: hydrolase activity; metal ion binding; nucleic acid binding.